Sorghum bicolor (sorghum) is the source of this 496-nucleotide messenger RNA. Its product is annotated as proteinase inhibitor type-2 CEVI57. The record is from RefSeq and is a predicted model, not a curated record. The transcript is spliced from 2 exons. Gene Ontology annotation, molecular function: serine-type endopeptidase inhibitor activity. The coding region runs from base 57 to 332 and encodes 91 amino acids. NCBI's taxonomy places the organism in Eukaryota, Viridiplantae, Streptophyta, Magnoliopsida, Poales, Poaceae.
CUAUAUAUAAACUUCACUACUGCAGAGACCAUGGCCACCAUCAGAAGCUGUUGGAAAUGGCCACCAUCAAAGCUUGCUCUUCCAGACUUGUUCCAGUGGCUCUCCUGCUGUGUGGGCUCAUAGUGAUGGGCUCCAUUUCGGGAUUGGAAGCAAAGGACAAGGACGGGAAGGUGUGCAUCGAGACCUGCCAGGAAGCGUACUACAUGACGUGCCCGUCCACAGGCAACGCGAAGCUCAACCCGGCGUGCAACUGCUGCCUGGCCUCCUUGAAGGAGGACGGCUGCACCAUCUACUUGAAGGACGGGACAGUGGAGAAAUGCCCAAGAACCUGAUCGGCGGCCUCCUUUGUAUGGCCAAACAAUAAGAUAAGAUAGGUCUUGAUGUUGAAUAUAAAGGUCUGCCCCCUUUUCGUACUGAAGAAUAAGACAGGUCUUGAUGUUGAAUAAAAAAGGCCUCUCCCUUUACGUACUACAUAAAUGGGAGAAAUUCUGUUGAA